Cottoperca gobio is the source of this 4398-nucleotide messenger RNA. It is a transcript of the gene lmna, whose product is annotated as lamin A. Gene Ontology annotation, molecular function: structural constituent of cytoskeleton. Gene Ontology annotation, cellular component: nuclear envelope; nuclear lamina. Gene Ontology annotation, biological process: nuclear migration; heterochromatin formation; protein localization to nuclear envelope. The transcript is spliced from 13 exons. The record is from RefSeq and is a predicted model, not a curated record. NCBI's taxonomy places the organism in Eukaryota, Metazoa, Chordata, Actinopteri, Perciformes, Bovichtidae. Bases 237 to 2243 code for a protein of 668 amino acids.
UGCAGGUGGCUGUUGACUGCCUGCUCGGCACAGAGGAGUUCGUCUCACACCGAUUUGUUCAAAGAAACACCGGCCCAGUGGAUAAUAUCCUGAUUAACACGACUGUCGACAUUUUGAAAGGUCACUUGGGACCGUGGAAAGGACGGGACGUGUUUUACACGACUGCAGAAAAGCUUUUCCAAAGAGAGACGCCAGUGACUCACCCCUUCUGCACCUCUUGCUGAGCCAUUAUUACCAUGGAAACCCCGAGCCAGAAACGCACCAGCCGUGGGGCCGUCUCCCCGACCCGCAUCACCAGGUUGCAGGAGAAGGAGGACAUGAUCAACCUCAAUGACCGGCUGGCUGUCUACAUCGACAAGGUGCGCUCGCUGGAGUCAGAGAACGCCGGACUGCGUCUGCGCAUCACUGAGUCAGAGUCAUCGAGCACCCGCGAUGUGUCGGGCAUUAAGUUAGCCUAUGAGGCAGAGCUGGCCGACGCCCGCAAGACCCUGGACCAGGUGGCCAAGGAGCGCGCAAGGCUGCAGCUGGAGCUGAGCAAGAUCAGGGAGGAGCACAAGGACCUCAAAGCCAGGAACAGUAAGAAGGAGUCUGACCUUGAGGCGGCUCUGGUCAGGCUGAGGGACCUGGAGGCCCUGCUGAACUCCAAAGAUGCUUCCCUCUCUACUGCCAUAGGAGAGAAGCGGACCCUGGAGGCUGAGGUGAAGGACCUCAAGGCCCAGCUGGCCAAGGUGGACGGUAGCUUAGCCGAUGCCAAGAGGCAGCUGCAGGAUGAGAUGCUGCGGAGAGUGGACGCCGAGAACCGCCUGCAGACCUUGAAGGAGCAACUGGAGUUCCAGAAGAACAUCUACAACGAGGAGCUGCGUGAGUCCAAGCAUCGCCACGAGUCUCGCAUGGUGGAGCUGGACAGCGGGCGGCAGCAGGAGUUUGAGAGCAAGCUGGCCAUCGCGUUGAUCGAGAUGAGAACCCAACACGAGGAGCAGCUCCAACUCUACAAGCAAGAGGUCGAGAAGACCUACAACGCUAAGCUGGAGAACGCCCGUCACUCAGCUGACAGGAACAGCCAUCUGGUGGGAGCUGCUCACGAAGAGCUGCAGCAGACCCGUGUUCGAGUGGAAGGCAUGUCAAGCCAGCUCAGCAUGCUGCAGAAACAGCUAGCAGCGAGCGAGUCAAAGGUGCGGGAGCUGGAGGAGGCGAUGUCCAGAGAGCGGGAUCUGAUGCGGCGGCGUCUGGAGGAUAAAGAGCGGGAGGUGGCUGAAAUCCGUAGUCGGCUGCUGCUGCAGCUGGAGGAGUACCAGGAGCUGCUGGACAUCAAACUGGCCCUGGACAUGGAGAUUAAUGCUUACAGGAAGCUGCUGGAGGGAGAGGAGGAGAGGCUGCGUCUGUCACCCGGCACUACACCCACCUCCAAGGUCACAGUGACACGGAUCUCCAGCUCAGGCCACGGCCUCAGCAGCCGUGCGGCCCACUCCACCGGCUCAACCCACAGUCAAACCAGCCGCACGCUCAAAGCUUCCGGCGCAGCCACCGCCAUCGCCAUCGCCACCGGCACAGCCUCCAGCAGCCGCAACUCCUCCGGCACAUCCAAGAAGCGCCGCCUCAAUGACAACGACAGCGAGACCUCCAGCAUGGUGGGGGGCACUGUGACCAGGACUCGCAUUAGUCAGAACGCCUCAGCCAGCGGCCGCAUCACCGUGGACGAGGUUGACCUGGAGGGCAAGUACAUCCGUCUCAGCAACAAGGCUGACGAGGACCAAUCUCUGGGCAACUGGCAGGUGAAGAGACAAGUAGGUAAUGCCAACCCCAUCAUCUACAAGUUCCCCCACAAGUUCAUCCUGAAGGCCGGAGGAACUGUCACUGUCUGGGCUGCAGCUGGUGGUGGAACCCACAAUCCCCCCUCUGACCUGGUGUGGAAGAACCAGAACUCCUGGGGCACCGGCGACCUCCUGCAGACGAUCCUCAUAAGCGCCAACGGAGAGGAAAUGGCCAUGAGGAAAGUGACGCGCACCCUGUUCCACGAGGAUGAAGACGAUGAUAUGGGAGCUCACAGCACGAGCGGCGGAGACAACGAGUACAACCUGCGGAGCCGCACUGUGAUCUGCGACUCCUGCGGGCAGACGGCGGACCGCUCAGGUGGUUGCAGCGGCGGGGGUCUACCUGAAGGCCUCGUGGGACAUUCCCUCUUCAUGGGGACCAACGAGCCCAGACAGGGCCGUGCCAAGCCGGAGAACUGCUCCAUCAUGUAAAAGCACCUCACCUGAACCACCACCUCCUGCAGCCCACAAAGGAGAAUUAUUAUUAUGUUCUACCUUUUUGGGUUGUUAUUAUUGAGUUGUUGUUUUUUUUUUAAUAUGAUCUCAUUUUUUGUAUUCAGAUUAAUCUGCAGGUUAGGAUUUGCUUUGAGGUUUCUGGGCAGAGGGCACAGGAUUUUCAUAUUCAGCUUUAGUUUGUUUAUUCAAGUUAUGUUAUUGCAUGUGUGCUGCGCUAAUGCUUGUCCUGCUCUUCUUCUCACAUGCACGCUCGCGCUCGCGCACGCACACGCACAGAGCUCCAUUGACCAGUGCUUGCGUUUCGACGCGAGCCUGGGUUUCACAUUGAACCAUGCCGUCAGGAAUAAGUCCGAGCCAUACAGACGAUAGGAAAAUGAAUCCUGUGGGGUUUGUUUGAUCCCAUCAAAUUGAUUAAAAUCUUUAUUUUAAGAUGUUUUUGAUGUUUACAAUUAAAUUUUUUGGAAUAGUAGUGUGCUAUCUUUAUAUGCUAUAGAGAAAUGACAUUAACUUUUGUUUUUGUCUUUUCAUAAAUUAUGUUGGAAAACUUUCCAAAGAAAGCCGAAGUACUGUAAGCUCAGGGUCAGCAGGUUUUUGUUUUUUUUAGCUUUAUACAAACAUGUCGUAGUACAUUUUCUAUGUGGCUGUAGAUCAUGUGGUUGGGCUGCUAUGGUGCACAUGGAGAAAAUAUUUCUGCAAUUCACAGCUCAACUCCAGAGAUGCAUUUGGUCGGACGUGUGUGGAAAUAAAGAAUUAUUGUUUGCUGGAUAAGUUAAAUGUGCAUCUCAGUUUGAUGUACAUUUAAUUAUGUUGCCUUAUUAAUCCAAAGAUGUUUUGUCAUGAUGGGAACAUGUAGGUUUUCUACCUGGGGAAAUAUCAGGAAUGGGUACUAUGUUUUAAAGUCUUUACUGGUGCCAUAUAUACAGUAUAUAUUUGUAGGUGUUCUGGGCUUAUUCAACCAAAUGAACAUUGUUGUAAUAGAAAGCUGUUGCUGCUAUUUACAGAGUGCAACAGUAGUUUUUUGGAAACAUAGUAACAUGAAUUUCUUCAGAUAAAAAAACAACAAAUGUGCCUUUUUUUACGGGACGGAAAACAACAUCUCUGUUCUUCGGGGCUCACGUCAGUCUGUCAGCUGUCCGAGUUGUGUUGCUCCUAGAAACUGGUCAAAAGGGCUUUUUUUUCGUUUCCUCUUAAGCUUUCUGGCUUUGCAUGAUUUUGGGAUCUGAGCAGGCUUGAGGGGUUUCUAUACUUUGUGACUUUGGCUUCAUGCAUUGCUUUUAUUGAGGGCCUUGCCAAAUACGCGCAGCAGGUAGAUUUGUACUGUUGUCUGGCAGCUUAAGUCAUUAAAACUCAAGUGAAAAGCAUUUACGGAAAAUACUUGAUGGCUCUUUUGAUGUUUUGUUUUGUAUUUUUCUUAAUAUGUUAUUUGUGCCGCAUUGAAUAUUUUUUUUCUUUUAGUAGAUAUCUGGUUUUGUAACUAUAUCCCCAAAGUGCCUUAAAAAGUCCAUAACAAUCGUUUAAAGACGUGACCUGCACCAAAGAUGGCACAGUUUUAUAAUUAACAAAGACAUGGUAGUUAUCUCAUAUGUGCAUGUAAAUAUGAGACAUGAUUACUGUAUGCAAUUGUGAAAUAUAUGCAACUAUUGGCUGAAUCAUCGCAGUCAGAAAGAUAAUUUAAAGGGUGUGUUCAGGGUUUUUCAGAGGCCUGUCUGACAGAUUAUAAACCAAAGAAACUGUAAAUCGCUUGUUUUAGUGUUUUCUUAAACAGACGGCUGCUCUUUAACAUUAACAUGCAAUGUUGGUUCAACUUAAUGAAGAACCAAGACACUAACAAAAGCAGAUUCAAACCACAGAUGUGCUUUAUGUGACAGUCUUGAAAGGCCUUUGUGAAGCCCUGAACCCUCCCCGUUAGUCUUCAUCGAAGGCUUAUGAAUCUUUCAAAGGACUUGAAGAUUUAAAAAUGUUACCGAAAGGGAUUUCUUGUGAGCCUUUAAUGCCAAAGUUGUUACUAGCUUGAAGUAGGAUUUUAUAACGAUGCUGUCAACAUUAUGGAACAAAUUCAGUCCAUGAAAUAAUAUUUGUUUUUUUGCUUUUCUAAAAUAAUGCUGAGUAAAAUAAAACAUUUUCCCAGUGA